Molecule: messenger RNA, 3139 nt
Organism: Felis catus (domestic cat)
Lineage: Eukaryota; Metazoa; Chordata; Mammalia; Carnivora; Felidae
Gene: PDHA1
Product: pyruvate dehydrogenase E1 subunit alpha 1
Exons: 11
Coding region: 104-1276 (390 amino acids)
Biological process (GO): pyruvate decarboxylation to acetyl-CoA
Cellular component (GO): intracellular membrane-bounded organelle
Molecular function (GO): pyruvate dehydrogenase (acetyl-transferring) activity
Source: RefSeq, a predicted model, not a curated record
AGGGCGUGGCUUCCGCUCCGGGCGCCUGAAGGAGACUUGGAGGGUCCGGGGCCACGGCGCUUGAGUUGUUGGGAGUAGUCGUCGCCGCUUCUGCCGGCAACCCAUGAGGAAAAUGCUCGCAGCUGUCUCCCGCGUGUUGUCGGGCGUCGCCCAGAAGCCGGCAAGCAGAGUGCUGGUGGCAUCCCGUAAUUUUGCAAAUGAUGCUACAUUUGAAAUUAAGAAAUGUGAUCUUCACCGACUGGAAGAGGGCCCUCCUGUCACCACGGUACUCACCAGGGAGGAUGGGCUCAAAUACUAUAGGAUGAUGCAGACUGUUCGCCGAAUGGAAUUAAAGGCAGAUCAGCUGUAUAAACAGAAAAUUAUUCGUGGUUUUUGUCACUUGUGUGAUGGUCAGGAAGCUUGUUGUGUGGGCCUGGAGGCCGGCAUAAAUCCCACAGACCAUCUUAUCACAGCCUAUCGGGCUCAUGGCUUCACCUUUACUCGUGGACUUUCUGUCCGAGAAAUUCUUGCAGAGCUUACAGGACGAAGAGGAGGUUGCGCUAAAGGGAAAGGCGGAUCGAUGCAUAUGUAUGCCAAAAACUUCUACGGGGGCAACGGCAUCGUUGGAGCUCAGGUGCCCCUGGGAGCAGGGAUUGCUCUGGCCUGUAAGUAUAACGGAAAGGAUGAGGUCUGUUUGACUUUAUAUGGCGAUGGUGCUGCUAACCAAGGUCAGAUAUUCGAAGCUUACAAUAUGGCAGCUUUGUGGAAAUUGCCAUGUAUUUUCAUCUGUGAAAAUAACCGCUAUGGAAUGGGAACAUCCGUUGAGAGAGCAGCGGCCAGCACGGAUUACUACAAGAGAGGUGACUUCAUUCCUGGGCUGAGGGUAGAUGGAAUGGAUAUCCUGUGUGUCCGGGAGGCGACGAGGUUUGCAGCCGCCUACUGUAGAUCUGGAAAGGGGCCCAUACUGAUGGAGCUACAGACUUACCGCUACCACGGACAUAGCAUGAGUGACCCUGGUGUCAGUUACCGUACACGAGAGGAGAUUCAGGAAGUAAGAAGUAAGAGUGACCCUAUUAUGCUUCUCAAGGAUAGAAUGGUGAACAGCAACCUGGCCAGUGUUGAGGAAUUAAAGGAAAUUGAUGUUGAAGUGAGGAAAGAGAUUGAGGAUGCUGCCCAGUUUGCCACCGCUGAUCCUGAACCGCCUUUGGAAGAACUAGGCUAUCACAUUUACAGCAGCGACCCACCUUUUGAAGUUCGGGGUGCAAAUCAGUGGAUCAAGUUUAAGUCCAUCAGUUAAAGGGAAACUGCACAUCACGGAUGGUGAUACUUUCAACUGUAAGGGACUCUGUGUUCUCCACUUUUAACAUUAAGCAAGAAAAACCCAUAAAAAGAAAGGAUGUAGGCUAAGAUAGUAAUUGCAUGUGUUUUGUAUAGUGUUGCGUUGAAAGACGUUAUUGCACACCUAAGUAUUUAGUGUGAAAGUUACAAAGGGUAUUUUAGACUUAUUUCCUUAAAAUAGUUCUAUUUCUUUUAAUUGAAAAGUAUUUGCUAAAUCGUAUACAUUAAGUGAAAAAUGGCCAUUUCUACCUGUCCAACCCUGCCAUCAGUCGAGGGGAGUAGGAUCAUUCCCUGGACCCUUGUAGUGGCAAGUGUCCAUCACCAGUGUGCGUGUGGAGGCUGAAGCCGAUUCACACUGACCACUGCUCAAUAAAACGCAAUAUUUAUUAUAUCCAGGCAGGGUACAGAAGGACAAUUCCAUUUUUAAAUAAGACCUCUUCAUUUAUAUAUUAAAUACAAAACAUAGUUUUCUAUGUACAUUCAGUAUCAGACAGAAGGCAUAUUCUUAACAUUUUAAUCUUGUAAGUACCCCAUGGUCUAGAACAGUGAUGCCAGCCUGCUUUCCAGUAAGUGCUAUAGGGUGUACGGAAUUUUCAUCCGUUUUUAAGAACGCCAUACUAUUCUGGGAUGUCAAAAUUAAGGUUCAGUCACUGUUCUCACAAUGCUAAGGUUCCACUCACCUUUAAAACAUGUUGAUAAGUAACAACACGUUUAAAAAACCCAUCCCGUUUCUGUAAGUCUUUAAAACUUCAAGGUCUUAAAUAGUGGUGGUUUCCUUGUGUAAACUCGGUGAAAUUCAUGUCACGUUAAUAGAAGUUUAAACAAAGAUGACAGCUCUUGGCUCCCUCUAUUCCCUGGCUUAGCCGACAGUUUCAGCCUCAUCUUGGGAGGCCAGGGACCCCUGAGCCUUUCUUCUGUACUGGGAGACUGCUGUCCAGAGCCUGCAGAGGAGACCGCCACUAGGAAACAAUCCAGAGUCUUUUUUUAGAGUGGUAAGAAAAGAACUUCAAAACCCCACCAAAUACCUGGGUAGCUCUUAUGUCAAAAGCUAUGUUAAGUAAUUCUAGACUUGUCUAGAUUUGCCAAAAUGCAGUUCCUAACUUGAAGAUACGUCCUCUUGUAUUUGUGCCCAGUAGGAAGGGGACGUGACCUGCGAGGUAUGUGCAGGAAUGCCAGGUUGCUAGAGAAUAAAAAGGGUUGGAUGGCGCAUGGAUGGCAGAAGAUGGGAGGGGGAGAGCUUUUGUGUUUCCCCUCCCUCUUUCUGACUCAUACGCAACCUGAUCCUAGGAAACCUCCAGAGUUGGGGGCUGAGAUUGUGGCUUAGAAAACACACUACCUAGAUAGGAAAUUAAUCUCAAUGAAGGGGGAAAGUUACCAGCCCUUUGUUUUCUACUGCUUUAUUUAAAAGCAUAAGCACAGGGAAAAAAAGUCAUUUUCUGUUAGUGUUUUGAAGCCAUUCUUACCGUAGUCUAAGGUGUCUUAGAUCUUCCUUAGUGAUAUCAUUUAGAAUAUCAGAAAGUGUAUAACCCUCUUCAACAAUCUGAAACAGACAUCAAAUACAUAAGAGCUAAGCUGCUAUUAUUAUUUGUUAUUAUUACAGCAUAGGAAUGUCUUUUUGUUACAAAUUUACCUUUUCUAUUGUACUCGCAUCGGCUCCUUUCUCUUGUAACCAGUCUACAAGCUCUUUAUCUGUUUUCUGCCCAUGAGACCCAGGUGGGGAUGCUGGGUUCUCUGGAGUAUCUGCAACGAUGAGAGAUUUGUUUUGUUGUAUAUUAAUUCUGCAAAGAUAAGUUGGAUGAAAUAAACUAUUCCAGAACGUAAA